This is a messenger RNA of Racocetra persica, 327 nucleotides long. NCBI's taxonomy places the organism in Eukaryota, Fungi, Glomeromycota, Glomeromycetes, Diversisporales, Gigasporaceae. The record is from the annotation of a GenBank genome assembly.
GUGAAUAUGAUGAGGAUAUUGAUAUUUUUAUUAGUCGAUUAUCAUCAUAUUUAGCUAGCACUGGUAUAGACCCAGUUGCCAAUCGGGAUCAAGCAUUUGGUAUUCUUAGAGAGUGUCUACAUGGGCGAGCAUUAGAAUGGUUUGAUCGAAAAAUUCUUGCUCAGGGGGGUGAACCUAUAGGAGACUUUUACUCAAAACUCUUAAAAUAUGGAAAAAUGCUUAAUCUUGAUGAGCAACAGAUUAAGGGACAAUUUCUAAGAGGUUUGUCUCCAGACUUGGAGGAUGAUGCGGAACGCAUUGGUACUGAGCAACCAUUAGCUGAUCUUU